Messenger RNA from Drechmeria coniospora, 552 nucleotides. RefSeq lists its product as uncharacterized. The coding region runs from base 1 to 552 and encodes 183 amino acids. The transcript has 2 exons. NCBI's taxonomy places the organism in Eukaryota, Fungi, Ascomycota, Sordariomycetes, Hypocreales, Ophiocordycipitaceae. The record is from RefSeq and is a predicted model, not a curated record.
AUGUAUGGACGGACGACGGAGGUCGAUAGCGAAUGCCUGUGUCAGGCAUUUAUGAGCGAAGUUCACUCAACCACGACCAUCAAUGGGAGACGCCAGAAGGAUCCCAGAGGUGACUACGUUACAUUCAGCUAUAAGACUCAUAACCACUUGGGUCGCGAGACUUAUGUCGCCUGCCACGGCUAUGUCGAGGAUCCUGGUACGCUGGAAUUCAAGGAAGCAACUCAUGCGCCUGAGAAGCCAGAUUCUACCAUGAAACAGAACGAGAAGCCGGAUUGGCCAGAUGACCAAGAUCUCUGGGAUGCUCCAGAUAUUGGAUACGGACACACAUCCAGAAAGUCACGGACACACAUCCAGAAAGUCACUUGUCAUUUGGCUAGAGGCCGAUUUGAUUCAAAUCUACUUGUAAUCUACUUGUUUGUUGUUGGGGAACCCAGAAUCGAAUCAAAUCGUUUUCAACCACCAUUUCACCGUGAGAAGCCAGCGAAAGAAUGGCCACUACUGAACGUCCCUCUGAACGGCCACCACCGUGGCCUCCGUGCGGGAUUUUGGUAG